Jaculus jaculus (lesser Egyptian jerboa) is the source of this 2109-nucleotide messenger RNA. It is a transcript of the gene Rnf168, whose product is annotated as ring finger protein 168. Gene Ontology annotation, biological process: double-strand break repair; protein ubiquitination. The record is from RefSeq and is a predicted model, not a curated record. Lineage: Eukaryota; Metazoa; Chordata; Mammalia; Rodentia; Dipodidae. Gene Ontology annotation, cellular component: nucleus; site of double-strand break. Bases 213 to 1925 code for a protein of 570 amino acids. The transcript is spliced from 7 exons. Gene Ontology annotation, molecular function: nucleosome binding; ubiquitin-protein transferase activity; metal ion binding.
GGGAUCCCUGCGAAAUCUGCAGGCUCGGCGGGAGCUGCGAGGCCGAGGUCACUAGUGGGUUUGCUCCUCGUCGGCCGCAGGAGGACGGAAGUGCCGGCCCCGCCUGAGCGCAGCUUCGGGAGGUGGACACUGGACCGCCGUGCCCUGCCGCCCGGGGCGGAGAGCACCGUAGAGCGGUGUUGAUGCUGAAUAGGCCUGAUUAGCUUAUCAAAAUGGCUGUAUCCAAAGAUGCCAUCCCUUCCUUAUCGGAAUGCCAGUGCCAGAUCUGUAUGGAAAUACUCAUCGAGCCCGUGACCCUUCCUUGUAACCACACUCUCUGUCGUCCAUGCUUCCAAUCAACUGUGGAAAAGGCCAGUUUGUACUGUCCUUUCUGCCGCCGCCGGGUCUCUUCUUGGACUCGGUACCAUACCCGAAAAAAUUCCCUUGUCAAUAUGGAACUGUGGGAGAUCAUUCAAAAACACUAUGCAAAGGAAUGCAAGCUUAGAAUUUCUGGGCAAGAAUCAAAGGAAAUCGUUGAUGACUGUCAGCCAGUUCGUCUAUUAAGUAAACCUGGAGAACUGAGAAAAGAAUAUGAAGAGGAGAUAAGCAAGGUGGAAGCUGAGCGACGAGCCAAUGAGGAAGAAGAAAACAAAGCCAGUGAAGAGUACAUACAGAAAUUGUUGGCAGAGGAAGAGGAGGAGGAAAAAAGACAGGCAGAAAAAAGGCGAAGUGAGAUGGAAGAACAGAUGAAACAUGAUGAAGAACUGGCAAGGAAGCUCAGCAUUAAUAUUAACAAUGUCAAUGAGAAAAGCGUCUUGACUUCUCCCCUGAGUUCCAGAAAAUUGGAUCCAGUCACAAACAGAUCACAGAAGAAAAACAAAAACAAGCAAAGAUAUUCCGGAGAUAUUCAAAAGUACUUGUCACCUAAAUCUGAGUCUGGAUCAACGUCACAGUCUGAAGUUGUCUUUGAAGAAGAUAAACACUCAACUCAGGAAAUUAACAAUAGUGAAAUGAAAAGCCCUAUGUGUGAAGACACAGAAAUUGAAAAAGAUAUGCCAACACUUUCUCCACAAAUACACCUUGAAACUCAAGAACAAGGUACAAAGUUUUCAGCAGAGUCCCCUCUGCCAUGGUUACGUGCCUAUGAGUCAGAACAAUGCCUAGACGAAAAAGCUAUAAAAAGAUCAAACAAUCAUGAUAAUGAAAUAUAUCUUGUAAAUCAUGACAAAUCUAAAACCAAAGUUCCCUACUCUACAGAGGCUGCAGUUAAGGCUGAUGGCAAAACAGAAAUAGAUUACACUGUAUCAGGUAAGACACAGAUAACUGGAGACAACACAGGUCCAACAGAAAACGGAGAGUCUAACCUGCUGACCAGCAACGACAUACCCAAAAGGAAAAACCAGGAGUCUUCACCUGAAUCAGUCACAGACCCUUGCUUUUCUGCAAAAAAGAAGAAAAUGUUUCCCAAAUCUGCCUCAAAUCAUGAAGGAACAGAAAUGAGUUUUACCCAAAAACUGAUAGAUUUGGAACAUCAUCUUUUUGAGAGACAUAAACAAGAAGAACAGGACAGAUUAUUAGCAUUUCAGCUUCAGAAAGAGGCAGAUCAAGAGCUAACAGUGCCAAACCGGCAGAAAGGCUCCCCAAAUGAGUACCAGCUGCGUACUGCAUCCUCACCCCCAGACAAGCGGCUAAAUGGACAGAGGAAGAGUUCCAAAGACAAGAACUCCAUAAAGCAAACUAAGAUAGAGUACUCAAAAGCUCAGAGAGACACAAAAGAUGAAAAUUGGCAGCCUUCUUUUAAAAUCCAGCUGAAGCGUUCAGUUAAUGGUAAAAAAAUGCCAAAUUCUACUAGAGAUAAUUGUAAAGUAUCUAAAAGUGUUCACUCCCUACAGCCUAAUAAUUCACAGAAAAGUAUUUUUCAUAUGUUUCAGAGAUACACUAAGUAACACAUGGUGAAGGGACGUUUUGUAAUCUAAUAAAGCUGGGUUGUCAUGCUCCCUUUCCAUCAUAGAAUCUUUAUAGAUUUGUCCUUAACUUUUGUUCUGUAAGCAUGUUCAUUUUCUUUAAGGAUUGUGAUUAAAAAGGAAGACUAUAUAAUAUGCUUCUAUAAAAACUCACUAAAAAGCCUGA